Musa acuminata AAA Group (dessert banana) is the source of this 3834-nucleotide messenger RNA. RefSeq names its product ethylene-responsive transcription factor ERF027-like. Gene Ontology annotation, molecular function: DNA-binding transcription factor activity; DNA binding. The transcript is spliced from 3 exons. The record is from RefSeq and is a predicted model, not a curated record. NCBI's taxonomy places the organism in Eukaryota, Viridiplantae, Streptophyta, Magnoliopsida, Zingiberales, Musaceae. Gene Ontology annotation, biological process: regulation of DNA-templated transcription. The coding region runs from base 3112 to 3744 and encodes 210 amino acids.
UGGUUGAGCUCAACUACUUCUGUUGAUUUGUUGGUUAAUCAAGAAGAGAAUAACACGCCUUUAUAGACGGCUCCGAUCCAUAACACGAACAAUUACAUCUUGCGGAGCGAGGAGAAACCAAACACAAAUGGAGUUAGGAUUAGGGAUCAGAAUAUAGCUCUUGGGAGUGAAGCAUGUGACGUGCUGUUAUGAGAUUACGACAUUAAGCAGACGGCGGAUCAAAGGGGCUCUUUUUUUGGCAAAUGGGAAAUUUUGAGGCUAGUGGAAUAGCAAAUGGGAAUUGGGGGAGGGGAGGAGAAAGAGGAGACAGGCGGAAGAGCUAGUUGGGGGAUGGUGGUGGCUUGAGCGACACGGAACAGUCAUAGUCGGCUUUAUGAGGAUAAUUAUAAAGAAAUGAAGGUAGUUGCAUUAGUUGGAUGGUAAUAUUUUUAAUUACUUAACUAAUUAAUUAAUUUUUAAUUUUGGGACUUAGGGAGUGAAGAAAUUUAUAUUUUUUUCGUUUUUGAAAAAUUAUUUACUAAAAUUUUCUUUGUGAUGUCUAAUUUUAAAAAUUAUUUUUUUUAUUGAUCUUUCUUAUCUUAAAAAUUAGUUGACAAAAGCACAAUCUUGUGGUGUGGGGGCAUGAUAGCAAAUAAUAUUUCUCCAACUAUAUGAGAAAAUUUCUUUGUUGAGAGAAAUCCUCUAUUCUGUUGAGGAAAUCCUUCCUCUUAAUCUGUAUAAAUAAAAUAGGGAUAUAUUAAUGUAUUUAAACUUUUUUAAUAAAGUUUCUUCAAUAAAUAUUGAAGAAUAGAAGAUAAAAAGAAUUAUUAAAGAAGUUUUAUUGAAGAAGCUUUAAAUGUAUUAAUAUGUCCAGAUUAGGAGGGAGAAUUUUCCUUAACAGAAUAGAGGAUUUCCCUCAACAAAAAGAUUUUCUCAUAUAGUUGGGGAUACUAAUUUUGGAUUGAUGCUGUUGUUGCUACGGCUGCAGCAAAGGAGAAAGCUAUAGCAAUGGAGAAAACUAUAACAAUGUUGUAACAAAAGAGGAAGCUACAGCAGAGGAGGAAGCUACAACGAUUUGGUAGAGAAAUCUAUAGCGAUUUGCUCUUAGCAUGAGUUGAGGAUCAACAGUUGACAGUGAGGCAGCGGGCUACGACUGAUGCAUAUCACAACCUAAUGAAGACGAUGCUACAACGACGGAUAACUCGAGUCUAGGGUCGGUGCAGGCAGCGUCGGUGAAGAAAAAGGCCGCAUGGAGGAGAAGAGGAAAGGAGCGAACAGGGGUUGGAGAGGGAUCCAUUACCGAGGGUGAGUAGCCGGCUACACCAAAACAGGCCCUCAUUGUUGUGGUCGCACCUGAUGGCGACGCCAAGUGUGGUCACGACAGCGGCUGGGGUAGCAGCGUACGACAGCGACUGGGGUAGCAGCGAAAGCAUCACGCAUCGUACAACGAACGAUCGUACAGCGGACGGAGAGAGUCCAGCAAAAAAGAAUAAUAGAAGAUAAGAAGAAUUAUUGAAGAAACAAAAGAAUAAUAGAAGAUAAGAAAUAAUAGAAGAUAAGAAGAAUUAUUGAAAAAACUUUAAUUGAAAAAGCUUAAAUGCAUUAAGCUGCCCUCUACUAUUUAUAUAGAUUAGGAGGGAAGAUUUUCCUAACAUAAUAGGAUUUCCUUCGAUCAGAGUAAAGGAAUUUCUUAAAAAAUCUUAUCAGCUAUCAAAGAAAAUCUUAUCUGCUAGAUAACUUAAAAUACUGGUUAGUUCAAGAUACACCUAGGACACCAUGCUAUCUGAUAAAAGUUCAAACAUGCUAUCUCCAUAUGCCCGGCAUGGUCGAGAAGUGGGUAAACCUAACAAUGAGGGUAGAAGGAAAAUUUUGGAUCUAUUUAGGCCCAUUUAAGCCCAACAUCCUGGCCCGUAAGAAAAUGGAGUUAAAUGGGUUGUUGAUUUCUCGGGCAGGAUCAUGCAACCCAUAUUGCCACUGACGCAUGGAUGGAGAAUGGAGGAGUUGUAGUUUAAGCAGCUGUAACAUCUCUGAACAACUCUUCCGUUCACCAUUUCCCCCCUCAGUCCUUUCACCACGGAACUGUUGGUAGAUAGAUUGCAAGAACUAAAAGAUCGAUCUAGGUGCUGUUUGUGUUAUCUCAAACAUACAUUAUUGCAUGAAUGCAUGUAACGUCAAAAACGCAUAGUACAGUGUUAUCCCAAGUACAUUAGUUAAUCAAUCACCGUCAGCCCUUGUCAUACAUAGCUUUUGGAACCCAAGUAAGAUGCCAUUGAACAACUGUAAUGGGGAUGUUUCGAUACCAUCAAAUUCCAUUAUGAUUGAGAGAACAGGUCGUUCUUAAUGUAUUUGUCUCCACUUACGGCAAAAUAUAAACAAACGAGAUUGAUCCUUCGUGUUCCUUUCGUUGCAAACAAAUGCCUGAAGCCGCAUCCCGUGAGUCUUUCGGUGAUGAACCACGAUAACAUGUCGCAUGAUGAAAAGUAGAAGAAUGCACCAUUGUUAACAAAACUAAGAAGAUGGGAUAAAAUAAUUGGUAGAUGCAAGGUUUAUCUGUGAGCUUAAAACCGGCUCGAUGCUUAAGUUAAAGGCAAUGAACUUGAAGUAGGGUGACAAGGUUUUGUCUGAUCCCACACACAAAUUGCACGGGAGAGCUAGACAUGGAUACACGAAGGUGCAUAUAUGCACACCAAGUGGCACUGCAUGACAAUAGCGAGUAAUAAGUCCCACUCCCACUCGGUAUUAUAUACUCACGUGGAAAAUUGUCGUGUAACCGCACCCAUUGUCUUCUUCGUUUUGGCGUUUAGGUGUGUAAAGAUAUGGUCAAGUUUUGGAUCAUGUGGAUUCAAGAAGACGAUGAGGUAGCACUGCAUGUUUAAACUGAUGAACAGUGAAGUAUAUCUUUGUGGAAACAAGCGUGUAGGUUUUGCUGCGACUCUGACUGCCAAUCCAGCUACUGGUUUAAAUAGUGUCUUCUUCUUCUUCCUCCUACACACAUUAACAUUCCCCACGCUUUCAGUAUUCUUAUAGACCUAAUUCACGGAUCUCAUCCUCCUUUUCCUUCUCCUCCUCCAUCGCCAUUGAAGUCACCAAACCCAAUCCAUUAAAUUCCCAAUCGACAGCACUUAGGUAGUCAUGGGGGCAAAACGAGCGGCCUACGGGAAGCACCCGACCUACCACGGAGUUCGGUGCCGCUACGGUAAGUGGGUGACGGAGAUCCGCGAGCCGCGGAAGGAGAGCCGAAUCUGGCUCGGCGCAUACCCGACGGGCGGCCGUGGCCUACGACGUCGCCGCCUAUGUUGGGAAAAAGAUACGACAAAGAAGAGGAUAAAAAACACUAUGGAAACAAAUAACAAACACAAGAUCAAGAAUACUUUAGGAAAGAUAUUUAGGCUUGAAACGUGUAUAAACACUUUCCUAAAAACGAUAUUUGCACCCUCUUCACAAAACAGCGCCACCUCCCAAGACUUCCCGGGCGAGGUUGCGUCGCGCCCCGCCCCAACCACGGCGUCCCCGGCCGCCAUCCACGCGGCAGCCAAGGAUGCGGCUGCGUCGUUGCUGGGGAAGGCCAGGGUCGAGACCAGCGAGGCUGUAGCAUUGCAUGGGCUGGGGAACGAUGCCAGCGAGUUCGUUGACGAUGAGUCAAUGUUCAAUAUGCCGCAGUUGCUGGUGAACAUGGCAGAGGGAAUGCUUUUGAGCCCACCAGCAUGGAGCGCGCACCACUCGCCGGAGGUCUUAGAAUGGGAGAGCCUGUGGAGCUAUCAAUAGUCCGCAUAAGAAGCGUCCAGUUUAGCGUCUUCAGUUACCAUAGGCGUGACAAAUACCGAGUUUUGUGGAAUCAGUGGAAUGAAUCCUGAG